Rhodofomes roseus is the source of this 1839-nucleotide messenger RNA. RefSeq lists its product as uncharacterized. The record is from RefSeq and is a predicted model, not a curated record. NCBI's taxonomy places the organism in Eukaryota, Fungi, Basidiomycota, Agaricomycetes, Polyporales, Fomitopsidaceae. The transcript has 4 exons. The coding region runs from base 126 to 1718 and encodes 530 amino acids.
CGGCGCCUAUUCUGAAUUAGCUUCCGGGCGCACUUCUGGUCGGCUUCUCGAUACACUGCUACGUACUUAAUCCUGCCGUCGGCCUUCAUGCUGCGAUUCCCCUCAGCAACCCCCUCCUGCCCUUCAUGCGCUGGCGGCACAGUCUAGCCCUCCCUCUUUACGCGUCCAGCGUCGCGCUGGGAGUCUGCGCUAAUGAGCAGGUCCCAAUUAUCCCUCAUCCCGAAGUCGGGCAUGGAUCCCAACAUAUCAAGCCCUGGGAUGAGCCGCCUAGCAAGGAUGCAACGGGGAACCUCAUUUUCCAGUCUUUGGCAUCACUGCUUCAGUUGGCUCCGAACUCUAGGUACAUCAAUGGGCAUUCCAUCAUGCGUGCCAGCAUCCCUCCAGGUACGCUCCUCUAUCACGGGCGCCAUUUGAGGGAGCCGCCUGCGAGAGAUUGGCUCGCAUUGGACCCGGAGCAUUCGCACGUCUUCGCGGCAGGCGCGAACGGCACUCUCUUCACCUACAGUACUGCGCGCGAGAUCAAUCUACUUUUCUUCGACGGCGCCAGCGGUAACAAAUUCGGAGGAACCGUAGACACACAAGACGUCCUGUUCUGGGGCGAAGUCGACUACGACCCUCACGACGAGUGGUUCGCCGAAGUGGCUCGCUUUCAAAGGAUGUGUGAGUGGGGAAAGCAGUACGGGAUUGACGGGAUUGCUAGGAUGCAGCUUGACUUCGAGAUCAUGUACUGCAACAUCCCAGAAGGGCUGGAACUGGUCUCUGCCGUACCGCUGGUCGCCAACGAUGGUUUCACAUUCCCCCCUGUUAUUCCCAACAACGCCACAAACUUGAAUGACCUCACGCAGAUGCUACCUCCGAUAAAGGUUCCUGUACCAAAACGCGAGCCCAUGAGGCCGCCGGAAGGGUGGAAGGGUAGUUUACCUACCACCUUCCCCGAGGUAAGGCACGUGGGCACCUGGCACAACCAGGGCGAGGUACGCAUCCGAGUCGACCCCUCUACUAUGGUCUCCUUCUACGACCCGACCCUCACAUCGCUCGUCGAAGCACGCCGCUCGCACAGGCGCAUCGAGUAUCGGCUCGAAGGUAUAUCGAAGGAGGAUGUCGCACGCGUACAAGCGGACGUCGCGGAGAUGAUGAGUCGGGAUCCAACAGCGAAGAGUGGCGUGGAUUGGCAAGCACUUGCGCGUGCAAUCCAGGACCGGUUUUUCGACCGGUUGCCAUACGUACUCCACCUCCUGCAUCAGCCUUUCAGCAGUGCGUUCUUGCAAGCAGUGACUCUCCGCAGAGAGCUCUUUGUGUCGCUGCUGCCUUACAUGCACCGCGAGCGCAUCGGCACGCCGGAGUGGUACGCGCAGAUAGCCGAAGGGUGCGCGACGCGCUACACUGCGCAUCUUCCGGUGUCGAGGUUCACGAAGCAGGAGCACAUCUUGUAUGACGCCACGAAAGAGGUGCUGCAUGAGAUCUGCCGCGUGUAUACCGAGGCCUGGAGGGACGCGUUUGACAUCGAGGAGCGACAGGCAGAGCAGGCUGUAGGCCUCUUCACCAAAUGGAAAAGAGAGUUCGAUGCGCUGGCCCAGUGGCUCGACUGGCCAGUAUGGAUGAAGUGCGAGCCUGCUUGUGGCGUGGGUGAAUAUUGUUUCUGGCCGCAAGGUGCAAUCUGGGAGUCAGAACCUGGCCGCGAGCCUCACUGCUUGCCUAUGAACACGGACAUCUUGUGAUUUUAAUGCAGAUGACUCGCGGUUGGGAGCGACGCCCCAUGUACUCUAGACUUGCUUGAGCUUAUGCAUGAUAUAUAGACCGGAUGUCCUGGUUUUCCAGUCAUCACGAUGAUGUCCACCA